AUGCUGCGCAAAGUGACUCAAGCCGCAUUUGCGGUCUCCUUCUUACUUGUAUCUUUCGCCAAUGCCAUUCCCCAUGGAGAUGACGAAGCGAUGGACAUGAAUAUGGACCACGCUGCUGCUAAACCCGAAACGAAUCAGGACGCAAAUGACAACUCCCCAAUGAGCUAUUUCGCAUACGGAAAGCAUUCUGGGACCAUCAUAGCCCAUAUUGCUUUGAUGAUGAUCGCAUGGUGCUUCGUCCUGCCUGCAGGCGUUAUGCUCAGUAUCGCUCGCUCUCGAUUCGCGUUACCGACACAGUUUCUGUUCCUGGUCUUCAAUGCCUUUGGUUUGCUCAUCGGAAUCAUUUACAACAGCCAGACUCCUGAUCUUUAUGAGAACAACGCUCACCACAAGAUCGGAUGGAUUGCGACCUGGGUUGUCAGCGCGCAAGUCAUCAUGUCUCUCAUCUUUGCCUACGCUGGCCGAGGCGAGAGCGCAAAAGCAUACGAACAGGCAGCAUUCCUUCCCGUGUCCACCGAUGAAAUUACCGAGAGUCCGCACUCUUACCCCUCCGGUAUCCGCCAUGACUAUCGGUGGUCCAGAGACAGCGGUCAGGGUACUGAGAGGAAUUCAUCCUCUAUCCACAGUCGGCCCGGCUCACCAUCCUGCUCGUCGCCGUUGUCGGAAGAAUAUGAUAGCUUUGAGAAGCCGGAGCCACCAGUUCCGGAACUCCCUGCUCGCCGUGGUUGGCUACACAGCACCUUCGUGGAUCGCUUCCUGGCCAGUCGCGUGCCCCGUCUAGUCUCAAGUCGCGUACUCCGCGUUCUGAGCGCUGUAUAUAUGGUCAUUGACAGAGUCAUCUUGCCAUUCGGUUUUGUUACCAUCGCCACUGGAGCUGUGACUUAUGGUGGCAUUAUGAGAGACAGUGAGGUUUUCAAUGGUCUUGCGCACUUCAUCAAGGGCGGAAUCUUCUUCUGGUACGGUCUGUUGACCCUGGGUCGGUGGAUGGGCUGCUGGUCAGACCUCGGCUGGGCAUGGAACGUGAAACCAUCGAGCUCCGUUGUCGGCAAAUGGAAAGCCAAGAUUCCAACUGGCGAGUUCACCGAAUCGCUCGUGAUUUUCACAUAUGGCGCGAGCAAUAUGUUCCUUGAACAUCUAGCGGGAUGGGGUGGCGCAUGGUCUGCCACAGAUCUUGAGCACGUCUCUAUCUCUGUCAUGUUCUUUGGUGGUGGCCUGUGUGGUAUGCUCUUCGAAUCUAAGCGCGUGAGGGACUGGUUGAAUAGCACUGUUUUGCAAACUCCUGCGCACGCCGGUGUGCAUGUGUCAGCAGACCCUGCUUGGCGCCUCCCUGACACCCAAGGGGUCUCCCUGAACCCGAUGCCUGCACUUGUGAUCUUGCUUCUGGGGAUGAUGAUGGGUUCGCAUCAUCAAACCAGCAUGAUCUCGACCAUGGUGCACAAGCAAUGGGGUAACCUCCUUGUUGGAUUUGCUUUGGCCCGCGCCAUGACGUACGUCAUGCUCUACCUCAAGCCCCCGACUUCCUUCCUGCCAUCUCGCCCGCCGACAGAGAUUGUGGCCUCGUUCUGCCUGAUUGCUGGAGGUCUCAUUUUCAUGCUGAGCACUCGCAAUGUGGUUGACAGCAUGGAGUUCUAUGGCCUGGAUGCCAUGUUUACUUUCACUGUUGGCAUGGGAGUUACCGCCUUCAUCAUGGCUUGUGAGAUUUUGGCUAUUGCCCUCAAAGCCUGGGCGGUGAAGAAGGAGUUACGGCCACAAUUGCCUCCCUUCCAAUUCCCCACUGCAUAA
Molecule: messenger RNA, 1782 nt
Organism: Aspergillus clavatus NRRL 1
Lineage: Eukaryota; Fungi; Ascomycota; Eurotiomycetes; Eurotiales; Aspergillaceae
Product: Ytp1 family protein
Exons: 4
Coding region: 1-1782 (593 amino acids)
Source: RefSeq, a predicted model, not a curated record